AUGAUGGCGGUGCAGAUGGCGGUUAAUUCAGGUACCAGUCUGUGGGGCUCACUCAAAGAGCUCUCGGAAACUGUGGAUGGAGCUGUGCUGAGGAGGCAGUCGGACUGUGUCCAUGUUCUUGAUCUACUACUGAAAAAACACAAGCAACAAUUUCUGCCACUUUUUAAGAAUCCUCCCAAGAGUUCAGAUCAGCGAGAGAAAGUGCGUAAGGCCAGCACUGAAGGCAUCACCAUUCAGGGGCAGCAGGGUUCACGCCUCAUCCCUGAGCAGUUGCUCACUGAAGCCUUCAUUAUCAGUGAUCUAUUUGAAAUUGGAGAGUUGGCAGCAUUAGAACUAAUAUUGGCAGGUGAGCAUCAAAAGCCUCAUUUUCCUGGUCUAUCACGCGGGCUGGUGGCUGUACUGCUCUACUGGGAUGGAAAACUCUGUGUGGCCAAUUCUCUCCGAAAACUUAUUCAGACAAGACGUGGAAAAACAUUUACCCUAAAUUUAAGUGGAGAGCUUGUGGCAUUGGCGACGCGUUUCACAGAUGACCUUAUGAGCCAGGGACUGACCAAGCGCAUCCUCUCAUUAGUCUCUGACAUCAGCGUAACACGCGAGUUUGAGCGACUACAGAAGGAGCGUGGUUUGGGCAAUGAGAAACACAGAAAAGAGGUCUCUGACUUGAUCAAAGACUGCAGACUGGCCCUGGCAGAUAGUCUGUUUUCGUGGACAUGCCAGUCACCUCUGUCUGAAGAUGACACCCUGGCCCUCAUUGGCCACCUGGAGACGGUUACGGCUCAAGCUGAUGGUUCUUUGGAUGACGUCAGCCUUGCUCUUGUCAUGGCUUUACUCUACUGUAUGGAUGUCAGUUUUAUAGAGCAGGGGACAGAAGAUCGAGAAGAUUUGCUCCAGGGUUUGCCGUUGCUCACAGAGAGGCAGUAUGUAUCUGCAGUUCACAAUCGUCUACUGAGUAACCAGCCCUGGAAGCUUCCCGGACUGCAAGCAGUUUGUCGUCUGGCCUGGGCUUUGUCGCUAAGGGUCCUUUCACAGCUCCCCCAAGGAUCUGGCCUUGUUGAAUUCACGGAGGCAGAUGAGGUUCUGGUGGAUCAGGCUUUACUUGGGGAUGUCUUUCUAUUCAUGAGGGAGGGCAUGUUGGGAUGCGAGAGUUUCACCCAAGAAGAGUUUUACAUCCGCCGACUUCAUUCACUCAUCACAGACUUUUUGGCUCUCAUGCCCAUGAAGGUGAAACAGCUCCGUAAUCGCGCUGAUGAAGAUGCUCGGCUCGUCCACAUGUCUUUACAGAUGGAUAGUGAGAUUCCCGCAUCUUUGCGCAAAGAUCUCGAUCACCUUAUGACUCUAAUUGGAGAGUUUUACAGUAAAGACCAUUUUGGAUUGGAACUUGCGCUGGAGUUCUGGUGUCCCACUGAGUCCCUUCAGCACACCAGUCUGCACGGCUCCUACUUGGGAAUGGCAAUCCAAAGACCUCCACACAAACAAGUUGUUCUGUCAAAGUUUGUGCGACAGAUGGGGGAUCUUCUGCCCUCCACCCUUUACAUUUCUUACCUGCACAUGCUCAAAGGCCUGUCAAACGGCCCUCAGUGCGCCCACUACAGCUUCAGUCUGCUCAAAACCAAUGGACCCACUUACAGUGACAACAUUCAAGGGGUGUCAGGAAGCCCAGUGUCGUGGGAGCACUUUUUCCACUCUCUCAUGUUGUAUCAUGAGAACUUGAGAAGAGACCUCCCAAACCCAGAUGCAGCUCACUAUCGCCACCCACCAAUAAGAGGAAUCACCCAGAGAGAACUGGACGGACUCACUGCUUUUCUCGAGCUCCUCACAACUAUAAUAACUUGGAGUGAGAAUGCUCGACUGGCACUCUGUGAGCAUCCGCAGUGGACGCCUGUGGUCGUGAUGUUGGGUUUACUCCAGUGCAGUGUUCCACCAGUGCUGAAAGCAGAACUCCUCAAUUGCUUGGCGGCUUUUGGGAAGUCUCCGGAGAUAGCUGCUUCACUGUGGCAAAGUCUUGAAUACACUCAGAUUCUCCAGACUGUACGAGCUCCUGGGCAAAGGCAAGCUGCUGGACUUGAGGUGGAACUGAAUGAAAUUGAGUCGAGUUGUGAGGAGUACCCCCUCACACGAGCCUUCUGCCAUCUGAUCAGCACACUCGUCGAAAGCAGCCUUCCCCUUAAUCUGGGCGCUGGCCUUCGGGUUCCAGGUUUCCAACCAUAUUUGAAUUUCCUGCGGGAAGGCGUGUUCCUGCCUUUUCCAACCAGAGCAUACAGGCGCCCUGGCGAGAAGUGGGAGGUUGCGGACGCUGUUCUGGAGGUGUUUCACAAGCUGUUGCGUGACUACGAGCCGCAGUCCUCUGACUUUAUUCAGGAAAUGGUGGAGCUACAGGGAGAGCAGAUCCCAGCUCACAAACCUCCAGGUCACAGUAUAAUGUUCCACCUGCUCAACGACUCGCCCACACUGGCCCUCUGCCUCAGCCUGCUGGAGGAGGGCGUCCGGCAGCUCGACACCUACGCCUCGUUCCCUGGAAAAGGGCACCUGGAGUCUGCCGUGCUUCACUGUCUGUGCUUGAUCGACCUGGCUCUGCAGAAGCAGCUGGUGUUCAUGGACCUCCUCAGAGAAAGUCAGUCCUCUCUGCUCAUUUUUCCAUUGGAGCAGCUGCUGCAGGGGGUGAGCUCUCAGACCAAAAGAGCAGACCACAUUGUCAAUAUUGCGAGGUACCUUUAUCACAGCACUUCCAACCCUGAAGCUGCUUUUCAAAGUUCAAAGAUCCUGCGGCAUAUUGCCAAAUAUCCUAACAUUCAAACAAGACUUGUGGGAGAUUUCACACAUGACCAGACUGUGAGCAACAAGUUGAUGGCCGGUUUUGUAGAAUGUCUGGACAAUGAUGAAGCAGAAGAGGGAACAGAGAAGGAAGAAGAGUUAGAUCCACAAAGAAGGAUUGGAAGAAUCCGUCACAAAAUCCAGGUUCAUAUUUUGAACCUCCUUAUCACAUCUCUGGAGCUAAAGACCCCCAAUCUCGGUCUUUAUCUUUUGGGAUACGAAGUGAAGAAGCCAGUGUCUUCCACCAACCUCCAAGACCCAGGUGUAUUGGGGUGUCCCAGGAGCUGCUUACAUGCUAUAUUGAGUUUGCUGCAGAGGGGCACUGAAAAGCGGUCCGGUCCUAUACUCACUCAGAAAGCCCCACACUUGGCUGAACUCUGUUACCAGGUAAUCUACCAGCUUUGUGCGUUCCCCGACACAUCUGGACCCACAAUGCGCUUUCUCAGAACCAGCCAGGACUUCCUCUUCUCCCAUUUGCAACACUUGCCUUUCAUUCUGUCAAGUAAUGAGAUCGCUGCGCUCUCCCAGAUGUCAUGGCUCAUGAAAACCGCAGCUAUUGAACUAAGGGUGACCUCUCUAAAUCGCCAGCGGUCGCACACACAGCGCCUUGUCAACCUGCUUCUGGAUGAUCAGCCUUACACUCAACACACAGCUGAUGGAGAGUCAGGGAUGGAGGAGGAGUCUCGAUCUGUCAGCGGUUUUCUUCAUUUUGACUCCGUCUCGAAAGUGCGUAGAAAGCUGCUCAGUGUCCUGGAUGCCAUUGAUUUUAGCCAAGACAUGCCUGAACUGCUGCAGCUGGACUUCUUUGAGCGCACUCAGAUCGAGCAGGUCAUCUCCAACUGUGAGCAAGUCAAUGAUCAAGGACACACGGUCUGCAAUGUCAAGUUGCUGCAUCGAGUGCUGGUGGCUGAAGUCAAUGCUCUGCAGGGAAUGGCUGCCAUUGGACAAAGACCACUGUUGAUGGAGGAGGUGAACUCCAUCCUGCAGCAGGUGGUGGAACGGAACAGGGUGCGGCGGAGUCUGAACGCCAAACGCCACGCUCUUCAAUCCUGGAGGAACCUGGUGGAGACGCUGCUCACUGCGUGUCCCUCAGACCUCAUCCCAGCAGAGGACCGGCAGCUCAUCAUCAGGGACCUGCUGCUCGACCUGCACGACAAGGUGUUGUCUGAGGACGCUGCAGGCGAGCUCAUGCCCAUCGUGGCCGGUGCAGUCUUCACGCUGACCGCUCAGCUCAAUCAGUCCGUUCUGUCGGAGCAGCAGAGCCCCGCGGUCACAACCUCCUCUGGCUUUGCCUCCAUCGCAAACUCCUCUCUCCACCUGAUCCUUCGCAAGCUGCUGGACUUUAUUCUUUCUACCGGCGGUGGAUACCAGCGAUUACGUGCUCACCUCUACGGCUCUUUACUGUACUACCUUCAAAUCGCCCAGAAACCAGAAGAACCCGACACUUUGCAGUCGGCAGGGAAUGCGAUGUGGGAGCGUCUCACGUCCCCAGAGGAUACUUUCUCUAAACUUCAGAAGGAAAACCUCCUCAUUAUUGAAAACUACGGAAAAUCUCUGAUGGAAGUGGUUUGUCGAGAUGCGUGUGAUGGCCAUGAUAUUAGCAGGAUGCUGGCCUUGGCGGUGCUGGACAGAAUUCUCUCCAUUGACCGUCAAAACCAGUGGCUCUUGUACAUCUGCAACAGUGGGUACCUGCGGACACUGGUGGAGAGUCUGAGGCAGGAUGAUGGUGCCCUGCAGAGCCUACUGAGUCCACAGCCCCCCCUCUUCAAACCACUCUACAUUUAUGAGAGCAAGAUGGCCCUGCUCACUCGAGUGGCAAAAACAGGCCAGGGCGCCGUGGAGCUGCUGCGCUGUGGACUGGUGUCUCACCUCACGGAGUGUCAAGUGUUUGACAUGAUUCCAGACAGUGAUGCCCACAGAGUAAUGAGGGAUCCUUCAGGCUUCAUCCCUAGCCCGAUGGACCGCUAUAGACAGAUACUUUUGCCUGCAUUAAGACUCUUUCAGAUCAUCUUGACUUCUACCACUAUGAAUCACCAGCAGGGGGCAGCACAGAUUCUUCAGUGGUUGAUAGUCCACGCAGACACCAUUCAGUCUCUGCUGCGCUGUCAGGAGCUCAGCAUGGGGGCGUUACAGCAGCUCUCUCUGCUCACCGGCAUCAUCAGUAAGACUGCUCUGCCAGGUGUCCUUGAAAUGGGUGAAGUCAGCAGUGCGGUGCUUAUGGAGUUUCAAGGUCACAUCACAAGAUUCCAGCGCCUGAGUCUGUCUUUGCUCAGUCGCCUUGCUGGAAGUGAACGUGAGCGAUUACUGAAACAGGCAGAGAUCAACGCACCUGGAGAAUCAGCUGAACAAAGAGAGGAGAUGGAGGUGGCCAUGCAGCAGGUUUGUGCAAACAUCAUGGAGUACUGCCAGACGCUGCUGCUGCAGAGCUGCUCCCAGGCUCAGUUCAGUAUCUGCCUCUUCAGUCCGUCUGGCAGCGAGCCGGCGGGCAGAGACGGAGGCCGAUCAGAUUUGUCUUCAGUGCCUCUUAUGUCGUCCUCACGAGCUCCAAGCCUGGGCCUGGUGCUGUACCUGCUCAAGAACACAGCUACAGACUUCUUCCGCUUUCACCAGAGCCACAGACAGAGUCUGAGCAAACUGCAGAGUUUGGAUCAACUGCCCCCUGAGGAGCUGAAGGAGCUGUGCCAAGGCCUUGUAGCUGGUCCAGGAGCAGUUGAGAAAACUUCUUCAGUUCAAAGAAGUCUGCUGGCAAAGAAACGUCUCGUCCAACUUGUGAACAACAGAGCCAAGCUCCUGGGACUAUGCUCGUAUAUCAUUGAAACUUGUUUGUUUGUUUUCUGGCGCCACCUGGAGUACUACUUGCUACACUGUACUCCCAAUGACCCCAAAGACACUCUGAUGCCUGGAUCCAGUUUAUACAGAUCACGGCUCAGAGAUGACGUGUUUAGUGGGCUGCAGUCUGGUGGCAGUCGUGGUCUUUCUCGUGUGAGCCAAUCAGAUCUGGACCUGCUCAAAGGAGACAUGGCGGCGGGCUUUGGAGAGGCGCUGCAGAGGAAGCUGUUGGAGGUGGAGGCCUUGUACAGCCAGGUCCGAUCACGCUAUACUUUCAUCCAGGCCCUGGUGCGCCGGAUCCGCGGCCUUGUCCGACCGACCAAGAGCUGA
Knipowitschia caucasica is the source of this 5970-nucleotide messenger RNA. Lineage: Eukaryota; Metazoa; Chordata; Actinopteri; Gobiiformes; Gobiidae. The record is from the annotation of a GenBank genome assembly.